This is a messenger RNA of Lates calcarifer (barramundi perch), 1866 nucleotides long. It is a transcript of the gene arl1, whose product is annotated as ADP-ribosylation factor-like 1. The transcript has 6 exons. The coding region runs from base 135 to 680 and encodes 181 amino acids. The record is from RefSeq and is a predicted model, not a curated record. Gene Ontology annotation, cellular component: cytoplasm; Golgi apparatus. NCBI's taxonomy places the organism in Eukaryota, Metazoa, Chordata, Actinopteri, Centropomidae. Gene Ontology annotation, biological process: intracellular protein transport; vesicle-mediated transport. Gene Ontology annotation, molecular function: GTP binding; GTPase activity.
UGUCGAAUAAGGCGAAACUAAACUCACGCGAGAGUUGGUGACAUCGUUCAGCGACACGUCAACCAUACGGAAGAGAAAAGUCUGUGUCCGACUUGCUGCUGUAUUGCUUAUAUAAGGAGCUUAGCCUAGUCGAAAUGGGUGGUUUCUUCUCUAGUCUCUUCUCGGGCCUUUUCGGCACCAGAGAGAUGAGGAUUUUGAUCCUUGGUUUGGACGGCGCAGGAAAAACAACCAUUCUGUACCGACUACAGGUUGGAGAGGUGGUCACCACAAUCCCCACAAUCGGCUUUAACGUGGAGACAGUCACAUACAAGAAUCUGAAGUUCCAGGUGUGGGAUCUGGGAGGACAGACAAGUAUCAGACCCUACUGGCGGUGUUAUUACUCAAACACAGACGCAGUUAUCUACGUCGUCGACAGCAACGACCGCGACAGGAUGGGUAUCUCAAAGUCCGAGCUGGUGGCCAUGUUGGAGGAGGAGGAGCUGAAGAAAGCGAUCCUGGUGGUGUUUGCAAACAAACAGGACAUGGAUCAGGCAAUGACACCCGCAGAGGUGGCGAACUCUCUGGGCCUUCCAGCCCUCAAAGAUAGAAAAUGGCAGAUCUUCAAGACCUCGGCCACAAAGGGCACAGGUCUGGACGAGGCGAUGGAAUGGUUGGUGGAUUCUCUGAAGAGUCGGCAGUAAAGGCUUCCCCUCCCACUCUGUAUAUACUCCUGACCUUUGACCCUUCUGUGUGACGCCUUAUGACUGAUCCUUCACCCCCUCCCACCCCUCAGUGAUUGCACUCCUGUCCUCCUUUCCCCACCUCUUCCCCACCUGAAGCCUUGGCCAAGGCCUCUCAAUGCCUUUCAAAGCCUGGAACUGAGAAGUGAGGGCUGCAGUAACGUCUGGACUGGGCACACACACACACACACACACACACACACUAUGCCCAGGUGAAGGCUUUAGAGAGCCCUAGGACUGCAGUGAUGGAGGGGCAAAACGUAAAACAGCUGUAUUUACAUUUUUUGUAUGUUUUGGAAAGUGUCUGUUGAUAGUUGAAUAACACCUGUGAACAAACAUGUCAGACAUUGCUAAUUUUAUGAAUCCAUUUGCAGUAGUGUCCGCAUUGAAAUAAGUUAUCAUGGAUGAUGAUAAAUGAGGCUCUGUGAAAAGCCUGUCCACUCCUCUGAAAGCAGGCAUCUUUAUUGGACCCUGCAUCAGUUAGCUUCGGUUAAUAAUUUCCCAAAGGCAAAUUCAGAGUAAUUUGCAUGUAGUAAAGCCAGACACCGAUUAAUAUUUGAUGGGCACCAAUGUCAGCAAAGAGAUGCCAUUAAGAUCCAACAGGAGGCAGCCUUUUCCCAUUAAAGCACAAACAUCAGUACAAAUGGUUCAUCCUGUUCUGACCUGAGCUGCUGGAUUAAUGAUAUAGCACUGAACUCCAUGUCCAUGUUUAGUGCAGCAAAUAUGAACUCUAACUCUUUGGAUAACAAACCUCUUGGUAAACAAUCUCCUGACCUGUAUGAAAUGUUCUGAUUUACUUUUGGAAGCAGCAAAGUAAAAAAAAAAAAAGAACAACAAGAUAUUUCUCUUUGUCUCCUACUCAUCCUCUAACCAAGUGUUACUGCAGCCUGGGCUGUUUUUGUACUUUAGUCAGGCAGAUGCAUUGACGUGGAUUUCUGCUUUUUCUUCCUGUUCAGUUGUGUUUCCAGUUUUUAAAGAAUAUGGUGGUUAAGGCUUUUUUUCUUUUGAAAUCCUUGAGUGCAGCUUUGGCAUAUUAGUCAUUUAGUUACUGAACACUAAGUGUAUGCUCAAAGUUUUAUGGAUGCAUAUUUAUAUCUGCUUGUACAGUGAAAAUGAUUCUCAGUAAAGAUUGCUAUCAAUGAUUGUA